Molecule: messenger RNA, 1581 nt
Organism: Leptosia nina
Lineage: Eukaryota; Metazoa; Arthropoda; Insecta; Lepidoptera; Pieridae
Source: the annotation of a GenBank genome assembly
AUGAACGGAGAAAAUAAAAAGGGCAGAUACAAGUUCGAUGACGCGCUUGAGGCCUGCGGUUUCGGCAAGUACAACUACUGUCUCCUAAUAAUAUGCUGUGUGCUAAUCCUGGCAAUGUACAUAGACAUCUUCGGCUUCUCAGUUCUCUUGCCCAGCGUGGCCUGCGAUUUUGCUCUCUCGAAUACUCAGCAAGGACUUCUGUCUGCUCUACCUCUUGUUGGAACUAUGGUCUCUUCUUACGCCUGGGGACUUUGUGCAGACACUUUGGGCCGACGAAAAACCCUCUUAAUAGCAAUGCCCAUAGGAUCUUCUAUCAGCCUUUUAACAAGCAUUGCGCCCAACUACAUUGGAUUGUGUGUUCUACGGUUCUUCUCUGCGUUUUUUUUGUCAUCAGCCAAUACGGGUGCAUUCGUGCUUCUCGGAGAGAGUGUACCCAACCACCAUAGAAAGCAGUUCAUGUUCUUCAUGGCUAGUUCUACCAUGAUAGGACAACUUUGCACGUGCUUACCGGCUUUAGGCAUCUUCCGACUGAAAUUCCAUGUGGAUGUUCCCUGGCUGCAAAUGACAUACCGUCCGUGGAGGCUACUCCUCCAAACCCUCUCUAUACCUGGUAUUGUUAUGAUUAUCUUAAUGACGUUUUUCAAAGAGAGUCCUAAGUUCCUCGUCAGCAAGGGAAGAGAAGAGGAAGCUAUAGAUGUCUUGAAGACCAUGUAUAACUGGAAUACCGGAGCUAGCAAAGAAUCUUAUAUGGUAACUUCAGUGUACCUAGAACAGUCAGAGUUGAAGUCUGGUACUGAUAAAUCUGUGGUAAAAAGAAUUUGGAAUCAAACUGCGCCCCUUUUCAAGCCACCCCUGCUUAAGAAUUCCUUGAUGCUCUACUUUAUUCUCCUGUGUGCUUAUAUGACGUCGACAGGUUUCACCAUGUGGAUUCCAACCAUGACCAACGCUUACUUCAACGGUGGUGAUAUAGCGGGCAAGACUUUCUGCGAAGUUGCUAGUCACGCGGCACGACGACCACCGAGCACUAAUGAAACUCUCUCAAUAUCCCAAGACUGUGAUGACGUUAUCAAGCCGAACACUCUCUACGCUGUGAUGGUCUAUUCUGGUCUUUGCGGAGCCCUAAACUUCACUCUGACCUUCUUAGUAGGUCCCCUGGGCCAAAAGACCACUACGCUACUGAUAUUCAUCAUCACCUUAAUGUGCGGAGUCUUUCUGCUGUUUGUCAAGAUACCGAUGCUCAGUAUUAUGAUGUUUUUCAUCUUCCCCUACGUUUCUUUAAUCUUGGGAAAUAUCAAUACUUACUUAGUGGAUUUGAAUCCCACUUAUUUAAGAGGCAUGGCGACGUGUCUGUCAGUGCUGGUCGCUCGUGGUUUCGGCUUCAUCAGUGUCCAGAUCAUUGCCACAUUCCUGGCUGACCAUUGCGUUCCUCUGGUCAUCACUUAUAUAAUACUUGGACUUUUGGGAUUGAUAGCAGCAUUAUUCCUACCAUCAGAUAUAAGAAAACAGGAGACAUACCAAGAGGAUAAUUGCAAAAAAAUAUCGGCCAAUUGCACUGAAAUGGGCAGCGUCGAAAAGUAUUAA